GGCCCGGCGUGCGAACGCAUCUCGAAGGCGGCGUUGGAGGCGCUGGUCGUGACGAACACCAUUCCGCAGGAGAAGAACAUGCGCGACUGCUCCAAGAUCCAGUGCAUUGACGUGAGUAUGAUUUUGGCCGAAGCCAUUCGUCGCACGCACAACGGCGAGAGCGUGUCCUACCUCUUCUCCAACGUUCCGAUGUAGAGGGCG
Molecule: messenger RNA, 201 nt
Organism: Medioppia subpectinata
Lineage: Eukaryota; Metazoa; Arthropoda; Arachnida; Sarcoptiformes; Oppiidae
Source: the annotation of a GenBank genome assembly